UAUGUACAGUGCAGCCCACGUUCAAUGCAGCAUCGCAAUCCAUUGUUCACUUGGCCAAAUAUAUAUUGGCCACUGCAUUGUUCAUCGAUGUCCGACGUUCAUGGGAGGAUCCGUCAUCUUUUGUCAGAUUGGUGGACUACCUAGAUCUGGUGCAAUCACUGACAGAGUCUGGAGCUGUUCAGAACAAAUAUACACUUGGCAGGAAUUUAGUCACGUGAACGAUCAUCAAUGCUGCACCAGAGCAGUCUGAUGGCAUUCAUUACCGAACCAUAUUCCUACACAAUCGCACCCUGGCCCGCUCCUGUGCUGUUGUCUGUACAUUCGGGUAGAUCGCCAAUACAAGAAGGCACUAUGGCACAGACUGGCACUUCUCAACAAGAGCAGAUAACGCAAAAGAUGGAGGCGGUCAACCUGGAAACGAAAACAAAGGACGGCGCGAAUGUCGAGCCUCCCUCACAAGGCCCUGUGCCGGCGGUCAAUCCCCCCGCUUCCGACUCAGUCCAAAAACCGGAUGGAGGCGUCGUUGAGGCGCAAAAGGUCACACCUUGGGACGUAGAAGGCGGCUUUGUUGAUGGAAAACAGGUCGCGAUCGACUACAAUAAGCUUAUUAAAGAAUUCGGCACGAAGCAGAUCGAUGCAGAGCUACUGCAGCGUUUCGAGACCUUGACGGGAUGGAAACCACACCCACUGCUUCGGCGAGGCACUUUCUUCAGUCACAGAGAACUUGACAAGAUCCUGACGCGGUACGAGCAAGGCAAACCAUUUUAUCUCUACACUGGCCGAGGGCCAAGCAGCACGAGCAUGCACUUGGGGCAUUUGAUCCCUUUCAUGUUUACCAAAUGGUUACAGGACGUCUUUGACUGCCCGCUAGUCAUUCAACUGACCGACGACGAAAAGUUUCUGUUCAAGCAGGAGCUCAAGCUGGAGCAAGUGCAAAAAUUCGCCAAGGAAAACGCCAAGGACAUCAUCGCGUGCGGCUUCAACCCGAACAAGACAUUCAUCUUCUCGGAUCUAGACUACGUUGGCGGCCCAUUCUACCACAACAUUGUUCGCAUUGCGCGGUGCAUCACCGCAAACCAGUCUAAGGGGACAUUUGGCUUCAAUGACUCCGAUAACGUUGGCAAGCUGCAUUUUGUCUCAGUGCAAGCAGCUCCAUCAUUCUCCAACUCAUUCCCUCAGAUUUACGGCAGAAAAUCGGAUAUCCCGUGCCUUAUCCCUUGCGCAAUCGACCAAGAUCCGUACUUCCGCCAAACACGCGACGUCGCUGUGCGGUUGAAGUACCCCAAACCUUCGUUGAUUCACAGCAAGUUCUUCCCCGCGCUGCAAGGCCCGCAGACGAAGAUGAGCGCGUCGAACGAGUUGAGCAGCAUCUACAUGAACGAGACGGCCAACCAGAUCAAGAAUAAGAUCAACAAGCAUGCCUUUUCUGGUGGUCAGGAGACACUCGAGGAGCAGCGGAGGCUCGGCGGCAACCCGGACGUGGACGUCAGCUACCAAUACAUGCUCUUCUUUGUGGACGACGAUGUGAAGAUGAGGGAGUUGGCCGAUGACUACCGCGCUGGCAAGCUGCUCACUGGCGAACUCAAGAAGAUGGCGAUUGCCGUGCUGCAACACGUGGUCAAGACGUUCCAAGAUAACAAGGUGAAAGUGACUGAGGACGUGGUGCGCAACUUCAUGGAUCCCAAGCGCUUGAUCGACCCGACAUUGCCUGCUCCAGGGUCGACGGCGCACCGCCAAGAUCAGCAGGGCAUGUCAUUCAUCCUCCCCACUGUACCGGACGGUAGCGGUGGGAAGUAAAGGGAAUGCAAUGUACACAAAUAACGCCCCAAAUAUUUCAUCGGGAG
This is a messenger RNA of Tilletiaria anomala UBC 951, 1844 nucleotides long. Its product is annotated as tryptophanyl-tRNA synthetase. The record is from RefSeq and is a predicted model, not a curated record. Gene Ontology annotation, biological process: tryptophanyl-tRNA aminoacylation. The transcript has 7 exons. Bases 352 to 1797 code for a protein of 481 amino acids. NCBI's taxonomy places the organism in Eukaryota, Fungi, Basidiomycota, Exobasidiomycetes, Georgefischeriales, Tilletiariaceae. Gene Ontology annotation, molecular function: tryptophan-tRNA ligase activity; ATP binding. Gene Ontology annotation, cellular component: cytoplasm.